AUGCUGCGUUGACUAACAGUGCCCAGUUAUUCUCUAGGCCGGGUUGGUUAAAUGGUGGCUGUCUCGAGGGCCGCCGUCUUCUAUGACAUUGUCCCUGUGUGUAUUGCAGGGUAGCUUGUAAGCUCAUUCAUUUUGACAGGUCCCUGUAUUGCCGAACCAUGGAAGCCCUGAUCCCCGUUAUAAACAAACUUCAAGACGUCUUCAACACGGUGGGAGCAGAUAUAAUCCAGUUGCCGCAGAUUGCAGUUGUUGGAACACAGAGCAGCGGAAAGAGUUCGGUGUUGGAGAGCCUGGUUGGCCGGGACCUGUUGCCGCGGGGAACGGGCAUAGUCACACGACGCCCCCUGAUCCUGCAGCUGGUAAAUGUGGACCCCGAUGACCGCAGGAAGACCAGUGAAGAGAAUGACCCCAGCACGUGGAAAGAUGGACGCCUGUACAAAGGAGUCGAUGGAGAAGAAUGGGGAAAAUUUCUACACACCAAAAACAAGAUCUACACAGAUUUUGAUGAAAUCAGGCAAGAAAUAGAAAAUGAAACCGAAAGAAUUUCUGGCAAUAACAAGGGUAUCAGCGAUGAGCCCAUUCACCUGAAAAUCUUCUCUCCUCAUGUGGUGAACCUGACCCUGGUGGACCUUCCAGGUAUCACUAAGGUCCCGGUGGGAGACCAGCCCAAAGACAUCGAGAUCCAGAUCAGAGAGCUCAUCCUGAAACACAUCAGCAACCCCAACUGCAUCAUCCUGGCCGUCACGGCCGCCAACACCGACAUGGCCACCUCCGAGGCGCUCAAAGUGGCUCGAGAGGUGGACCCCGACGGAAGGAGAACUUUAGCCGUGGUGACCAAACUGGACCUGAUGGAUGCCGGUACCGACGCCAUGGACGUGCUGAUGGGUCGGGUCAUUCCCGUCAAACUGGGCCUGAUCGGGGUUGUCAACAGGAGUCAGUUAGACAUCAAUAAUAAGAAGAGCGUGGCCGACGCCAUACGGGACGAACACGCCUUUCUGCAGAAGAAGUACCCCUCCCUCGCCAACAGAAACGGAACCAAAUACCUCGCCAGAACGCUGAACAGGCUGCUGAUGCACCACAUCCGCGACUGCCUGCCGGAGCUGAAGACGCGCAUCAACGUGCUGGCGGCGCAGUACCAGUCGCUGCUCAGCAGCUACGGCGAGCCCGUGGAGGACAAGAGCGCCACCCUGCUGCAGCUCAUCACCAAGUUCGCCGCCGAGUACUGCAACACCAUCGAGGGCACCGCCAAGUACAUCGAGACCGCCGAGCUAUGUGGUGGGGCCAGAAUCUGUUACAUAUUCCACGAGACGUUCGGACGGACGCUAGAAUCGGUGGAUCCGCUGGGAGGUCUCACCACCAUAGAUGUCCUGACCGCUAUCCGGAAUGCCACGGGCCCCCGUCCGGCCCUCUUCGUGCCCGAGGUGUCCUUUGAGCUGCUGGUGAAGAGGCAGGUGAAGCGGCUGGAGGAGCCCAGUCUGCGCUGUGUGGAGCUGGUGCAUGAGGAGAUGCAGAGGAUUAUACAGCACUGCAGCAACUACAGCACGCAGGAGCUGCUGAGGUUCCCAAAGCUGCAUGAUGCCAUAGUGGAGGUGGUGACCUCACUCCUCAGGAAGAGACUGCCAGUGACCAAUGAGAUGGUUCAUAACCUGGUGGCGAUCGAGCUGGCGUACAUCAACACCAAACACCCCGACUUCGCCGACGCGUGCGGCGUCAUGAACAAUAAUAUAGAGGAGCAGAGGAGGAACAGGAUGAGAGAGCUGCCCUCAGCCGUGCCCCGCGACAAGUCCUUAAAGGGCCCGAGUGGGCCCCCUGUCUUUCCUAGCGAGGCCCCUGCCCCCGGCGACGCUGAGGGGGCCAAGGGUGCAGCAGGAGGUCCGCAGGGGGAGCAGGACGGCUCCGGGGGCUGGAGGGGCAAGUUAAAGAAGGGAGAGGAUGGGGCGAUGGCGGAAGACCAAAACGGCAGACCUCCCCAGGCCCCCCUCCCGGCCAGCCCCAUGAAGGGAUACGCCGUCAACCUGCUGGAUGUGCCUGUUCCAGUUGCCAGGAAGUUGUCUGCUCGGGAGCAGAGGGAUUGUGAGGUCAUAGAGAGGCUCAUCAAAUCCUACUUCCUCAUUGUCAGAAAAAACAUCCAGGACAGCGUGCCCAAGGCAGUAAUGCACUUCCUGGUGAACCACGUGAAGGACAGCCUGCAGAGUGAGCUGGUGGGGCAGCUGUACAAAGCAGGGCUGCUGGACGACCUGCUGACCGAGUCAGAGGACAUGGCCCAGAGACGCAACGAGGCGGCGGACAUGCUGAAGGCCCUGCAGAAAGCCAGCCAGGUCAUCGCCGAGAUCCGAGAGACCCACCUGUGGUGAGGACGCCCCCCCCCCCCACCACCAAAAUAAAAAACGAAAACAAAACUCUGUUCAGAGUCUAUGGACAGCCAACUUAAAAACGCACUGUUGUAAACUGUUAUGUGUGGAACGUUUAUUUUAUUUACUGUACAGACACGAAAAUAAAGGCCGUAGUAUAUCGCUUUUCACCCGAGUGCGCACCCCCUCCCUGUGUGUCAGUGUUUGCCAAGAGGAAUGUGUGUAACCUUGUUCCGUAAGACCCAUCGUAGUGUGUCUUACCAGGGAAUGUGUGCUGCAGGUGUACCGUAAAUUAAAGUUAAAAAUACAAAACUC
Molecule: messenger RNA, 2666 nt
Organism: Anguilla rostrata (American eel)
Lineage: Eukaryota; Metazoa; Chordata; Actinopteri; Anguilliformes; Anguillidae
Product: dynamin-1-like protein
Exons: 20
Coding region: 159-2354 (731 amino acids)
Biological process (GO): mitochondrial fragmentation involved in apoptotic process; mitochondrial fission
Cellular component (GO): cytoplasm; membrane; microtubule
Molecular function (GO): GTPase activity; microtubule binding; GTP binding
Source: RefSeq, a predicted model, not a curated record